ACCAAAAAUAUGCAGAACUGCUGUGAUUUGCAUCAGCCAAUGGUGCCAGCGUAUAUCAUGGUGAUGGAUUGAGGCAAAUGUCGAGCGAAAGCGGCCGUCCUCGGAAAGGGUGUCUGACAGCGAUGCUUCCGGAGUCCCCCGUGCCAGCCCCGCACAAGCACCCUCCCCAUGGCCACCCACCGCCACUUCUGCCGCUGUCAUAUCCCUACCCCGUCCCGCUGCUGCCCAUCCACCCAGUCGCACAGGUCUUCCCGCCACCUACGGCAGCAGCGGCCCGGCCCGCCCAAGCCCCCCUGGAUGAUGCGCAGCGGCAGGAAGCCAGGAGGCGGGCGUACCACUAUCGGCCGUAUCCGAUGUUGCCGCUGCAGAUGCCGCCUGUAUCGGCCUUGUGUGAGGCUCAGGCUCGGGUGCACAUGAUGUACCACACGGUGGGGGUGGCGGCGCUGGAGGCCAUGCGGGUGGGGUGGGAGGGCGAUUUGGCGUCCCGGUGCCUCACAAAGGUGCCCGAGGUGUUCCCGCGGGAGUUCGAGGAAGAGCUUGAUGUCGUGGUGAGCACGUGAUUCGAAUCAUAGUGGGCGUGAGUCGACUGGUCUGUGUGUGUUGGUUCUUGUGUGUUGAUUGCAGCGUGACUGUCGUGGUGCGCCUGAUGUGGUGGGCUAUGGUGCGUAUGGUGUAGUGCUGAAGGGCUGCAGGAAGCGCGAUGCCUCCAUGUGCGCCAUCAAAGUGGUCGAGCUGCAGCCACUCAUCGACAGGGACAUGAUGAAACAGGUCAGUGAGCCAGGGAGAGAGAGCACACACAUAACACGACACAGGAAUGGGCUGGCUGCUUCAUGUGUGAUGUGACAGCUGGAGAACGAGGUGACGAUUCAGCAGUCCCUGGAUCACCACAACGUCGUGCGGCUGCACCGGGUCAUCAAGGCGAGCAUCCCCGACCGCCUCCCGUCCCACCAACCACCAUGCGGUGGGAUGGGGGACGCCGCGGAGCAGUCCAUGAUGAUGACGAGCAGCCUGCCCACGCUGCCCCUGCAGCGGCCGGUAGCCAAGUGGUUCCUCAUUAUGGAGUGGUGCGACAAGGGGCCGUUCAUCACAUUCCCCUCCAGCACUUACUGGUGAGGGCGGCAGACGUGGAUGAGUGGAUGGAGUGAUACUUUGUGUGUGUGUGUCAUUGAUCGGUCAGUCGUUAUGGCGACACGAGGUGCCUGCCGGCAUGGCUGGCGGGGUGGUACCUGGGGCAGGCUCUCGACGGAGCGGCACACAUACACGACAAGUAAACCAUACAGACAGGCAGACACAAGGCAGACACAGGUGCAUGUUUGCGCUGAGUCUGCUCGUUUCUGGUCAGGGGAUAUACGCAUGCCGAUUUGAAGCCCGAUAACUUCCUGCUCAAGCGAGACGGCCGGCAGCACAUGAGGCCUUUCCCGACCCUCAAGAUCACCGAUUUCGGCUGGAGCGCCGCUGUUGAACAAAUCAGGUGCGUGGGUGUAGGUGUGAAAUGAUUCACCUGGGAUGAAUGUGUGUGUGGUGUGGUGUGAUUGCAGGACGGACAAGUGUGGCACGAUCGAAUAUAUGGCUCCGGAAAUAUUGCGGGGCACGCCGUACACCAACAACCCUGCCAUCGACAUUUGGUCGCUAGGUAGGUUACUUACAGCUCUUGAUUGAGAAAGCUCACAUUCCGUGGUGUUGGUCACUCCUGCGCCCACCCGUGCUGAACACUGUCUGUCAGGCAUAUUCCUCUAUGAGCUGCUCCGCGGCCACACCCCCUUUGCGGGCAAAACCGAACAGGCGAGCAGACAAACAAGCACGACGAUGUGGUCACCUGAUACACACACGUGUUUCCGCUUGCUUGCCUGUGCAGGAGAUCCUCGCCAUGUUAGGUGACCCCGACUGGCUUGAGAGGCUGUUCAGGCACCCGUGUGUGCACAACGGGCAGGUCUUGCCGGCCGUCCCUCCUCUCAUCGAGACCGUCAAGGACACACUGCGGAAGAUGCUGGCAGUGGAUCCCGCUCACCGACACACGGCCAGACAAGUGAGUGAACGAGCGAGCCAGGCGACACGCAAAAGCAACGAAAGACAAGUUCCUUCCCUCUCCCUCCCUCUCUCUGUCUGUUCAGUUGCUGGAGACGGACCCGUGGAUCCGCUUCUAUUAUUAUGACGUGCGUGAGCUGGGACCUCGGUCGGACCCCGCUGCCCACUACCCCCUGGGCGACCCCUUCGCCACCAACGGCAAGUACCCCCUCCCCGCCCCCUCCCCGGCACACACGCAGACCACACAGACCGACAGCGACGGCUCCCCGCCCACACACUACCCCCCCGACCCUCCCGUCCCACCUGUGGUCGACGUGGCCGCCGCACGUGUCGAGUCGAGUCAACAGAGGAAGGACAGCAAAGAUGGCGACGACAAGGGGCGGGGCAAUGGUGCUGGUGAUGGUGAUGGGAACGGUCAUAGAGGUGGCCAGCAGCAGCAGCAGCAGCAAUUUUUUGACUGCGAGGAGGGGACACGUGAGGCGGCGGGCAGCGUCUGAUCGGUUGGGCGGUACUCGGGGUCGCAUAUGUGUGUGCACAGAGCAUUUGUCAUGGUUUAGGUGCGUCUGCAUGAGUGGACAUGAGGGCGCGGGGGGCGUUUUGUACGUGCUGCUGUACAGCUCGCUGCAGCUCGGUGAAUGGACGUUUCUGAUUGUUGCGACACUUCAUGCGCCAAUGGUGCCAUUUGACAGAAAUCAAUUCAUU
Vitrella brassicaformis is the source of this 2727-nucleotide messenger RNA. The record is from the annotation of a GenBank genome assembly. NCBI's taxonomy places the organism in Eukaryota, Vitrellaceae.